CAUGAAACAACAGCAGGAAGUGAGUCGCUGCGGUGGUCAAAUACAUACAGCGAGGAACAUUUGAGUUCAACAACUGCACGAUAUAAUGCAAACAUCUACAUUGAAGUCAGAGAAUUGUCUGUAAAUUGAGGGUUUCAGUGCAGCCAGGCAAAUGAGUGUGCGUGCUUUGUGGAUUAUUUCUCACGAGAAGGGAGAACAUGUGUCAACUUUUUCAAGGAGGUAUGCUACUGUGGAGCACCGUGCAAGGAGCCUGGCAGGUUCCUCUUAUGUAGCAGUCCCAGAAGACAACACUGUGCUGCAGCUACUGCUCACAGAGCUGGGACUUUCAGACUCAGAUAAGUCUUAUGUAGCUCUCAGAGAUGACUGCCUUCAUCGUCAGCGAUCACCAGCCCUGGAGCUGCGUGUGGACAGUCAUGGAAAGGGAACACUUUGGCCAGUGUUGGCCAUCUCGCAAGGGCCUCUUAUCCUGGCUUGCCUGCCUUUAGUGGAUGCCCCAGCUGAACCUCGGCCACCCCUUGCCAGCCUGCUUUCUGUCUCCCAAGGCCUCACACUCCUGGCAGGUCUGCAGACUUUUCUCAUCGGUGCUGGGAGUAAGCCUGAUAGCGAAGGGCUGGCCUCUCGCAUGGCGAUGCUGCCCUCUGUACUCUUGCAGGUUUGUCCACUUGGCACGCCCCUGGAUGUGCCACUUCUGGGGACACCUGCUACACCCACUGUGCCCAAUCCGGCUGGCAACCAGAAGCAGCCAGCCUGGAAGAUGGGUCUCCACCGCGGUCGAGCUGUUGUGAACGUAGCGCUGACAGAAACAGUACGCUCCAUGCAGUAUGGUAACCAGAGCAGACAGGAUCUGUGGGAUGUUUUUGGCACUGUGACAUGCAAAUGUGAAGUGGAAGGGGUGCUCCCAAAUGUGACGGUGACCCUCACACUGCCACCAAAUGGUUCUCCACUACAGGACAUCCUGGUCCAUCCUUGUGUCACCUCACUGGAUUCUAGUAUCCUGACUGCCAGUAGUGUGGAUAGCUGGGAUGGCUCCGCUUUCUCUGGGCCAUAUAAGUUCCCCUUCUCUCCUCCUCUGGAACUUUUCAGACUAUGCAGCUAUACAUCUCAGGUCCCUGUUCCCCCUAUCCUUGGUUCAUAUCAACUGAAGGAGCAUGAGAACCAGCUGUGUGUGUCAGUAACCCUCAAACUUCACGAAAGUGUGAAGAACAGCUUUGAGUACUGUGAAGCACAUUUUCCUUUCUUCAACAGGGAUCAGAUGGGAGUUGUGGAUGUGAAGGUGAGCUCUGGACAACUGGAUGUCUCAAAGGAGAAGAACCUGCUGGUCUGGGGCCUGGGACAAAAGUUCCCUAAAUCUCGCGAGGUCACAAUGGAAGGCAAGAUCAGCUUUUCUGGACCGACACCAGGACCCACAGACCCCCUCUGCACAGAACUUACAGCCUAUAUCAAAUUGUAUUUCAAAGUGCCUGACAUGACGCUGUCUGGGUGCUGUGUGGACCCGCAUUCAGUGCAGGUUUAUUCCUCUGCCAAACCGCGAAUUGUAACAUCCCGAGAACUUCUAUCCAAAGAGUACUUCAUAUGGAAUUCAACAGGAACUGCUCCGGUUUCCUCUGGGCAGAUGAUGCUGUAGCAUGGUUACAUUGAGAGCUGCUCGGUGGAAAGGAGCACAGUUCAUAUAUAAUGUGAACAUAAUAGGACUGAAGACCCUGUUAGAAGCAUAUACAGUGAUCAGGACUGGCUGAUGAUAGAAAAUGAGCUGACAAAUGAUAGAAAAUGUAAAAAGACAUUUUGCUUUCACUCACAGUUCACAAUGUGCAAACUCUGACUGGCAGAAGUAUUGAUUUUGUUGAUGGAUAGAUACUUAAAACAAAGGACCCGCCCCUGUAGUCCAGCUUCUUUUAUAUUCCAACCUUCAACCCUCCCUCAGAAUUAUCCCAUUGCAGACACAAGGGCCACCCCUUGCUCUGACAGUCCCACUUCAGUGACUCUCCAUCAGCCGGAUAAUUAGCAGCUGGGUCCUUGUCAUCAGCUGUUGGGGCCUGGAGGAGAGGGGCGGCCGGGCAGUGAAAGGCCAGGCUCCUCGGGCCAGUGUCUUGGCUACAAAAGGCUCCUCUUUUAGAGCUGGCAGGAGUCCUUGCCCCCUCCACCUAUCACUCCCCCACCCCUUUUGACUCCAUCCCCGCCCUGUCAACUACUGGCUAGUUCAAACACACAACCUCUCCAACCAGUCUGACCCUGUGGCCCUCUGAGACUUUAAAGCACCCUGUCCCAUUCAGUAAGCAGGACCUGCCUAGUUGGAGACAAAGUCAUGGAUGGAAAUGGUAGGGCUGCGUAGGUGAUUUAACUCAAUUAAUGUAGUUCUUUAAGUAUGAUGAUUUAAAUUUUUAUUGUUCUAACACACGUGUCAAGGUACACCCACUUUUACAAUCAGUACUUAAUUAUAAAGAAAUUAUUUAAAAAGGGGCAUUUAGUUCCAGACAUUUUUCACUGUUUACUAUUAACCUGAACUACGGUGAGUUUCUGAACUGUUACAUUUCUACCAUGAAAGCUCCACCUCAGUGUGUUAAGCUGAAAAAAUAACUAGCCGAUGAAGGGUUAAAUCAGAGGAGAUUGUGCUCCAUAUAUCCGCAGCAGCCAGACUCCUCUGAGUGCCCUCAUUGUCUGCUGUUGGCCUCUUGUGCCCCUUGCUGGUCCAAAUGCUGCAUUCUCACGUGGAUUUCCACUCAGAAGGCUGACCAUGACCAAUCCUCUGUCAAUUGGAACCAAUUGCUCACACGGCAUCCUUCACCUUCUUUUUAUGUAGCAGUGCGGAGUGGCAGACACCGAGACCUCUCGGCUCUCCCCUUCCAUGAUGAUUUGGCUUUAAGGCCCAGUGUGUGUGGCUAGCGAACUGGAAAAGGAGAAGUUUUUUUGAAGAGUUGGGCCACUCUGAAUCUCCUCAGUAUCCCAAUAUGUGGUCAGUCUGGCUCCUCAAGUCUGAAGUCAGUGGCCUCUCACUGGCAGACUUUGCUUUGUUGAUUGAAUGGCUUGCUAAGUAGACAGACUCAUUUUAAUGUUUUGCCUCACUCCAGUGCCUUCAGCACACACCUUUGGGCCUUUUGAUUGUACAGUGUUUUUCAGAAUCAUUAAUUAACUAAUUAUUUAUUUCAUCAUUGUUUGCUUUUCUAUACACACAUACAGGAAAGGGAUUUCACUUUUUUAUUUUUAUUUUUUUUACAAUAAUCAUCAAAAUAAAACUCACACAGGCAAUUUGUGACAGUAAAGCAGCAGUGUUGAUUUCAUAAACCAGGUUAAUAUAUAUUACAAGGUUGCAAAGUCUUGAAUGCUUAGAUUAUCUUUCAGACCAAAAGGUUUUGAUAACCAAAACAUUUACUCCACUUUUACAAACACUGCAACUGUUAACCACUCAACUGUGGGAGUUUACCUCACUGUGUCCCUCAGCCCAAUAAUGACACCCAGUGGUGGAGUACACUAAAGUUCAUCUGAGAAUGUUUGGCUUUCUUUGAUACAGUUUAAUGCUCAUUUCUUCUAUUGAAAUACUUCUACUCAACCACUGCCAGGUAAUCUUUACUGAUUUAAUUCCUGUGCAGCCGCCUGCUGUGCGUCGUGAUCUCAGCACUGUUCAUCUAACGCGCCAUGUCUGAGGACCAGGUUUUUGUUGGCCACUGUGGCCUCAGGUGUUUGGUAGGAGUCCAGUUACUCUUAGCCUCUCUAAACCCACUAAGAGCUGGCCUCAGGGAGACCACUUGAAUAAUUAUGGUGCAGUUAGCUGUUUCCUGUUUUCAGUGUAAUUAUUCUUCAAGAGCACAGAUUUUCAAACAAGGGGAUAUCUUUGUAUACUAAAAGAUUCCUUUGUACUAACCUUUACACCAAAUUCCCAGUAAUAGACAAGCUUCAAAGCUGGCUGAUUUGAAUCCCAAAUCUUUGAAUUAAAUAUAAAAUGUAUUUUUGGACAUUUGGUGUCAAAAUUGUGGAAAAGGCUAAACGAGCUUCAGACUCACUGCCUCAACAGCACCACUUUCACCCAUAGAGGGCACCAUAAACUCAGCCAUCAAGGCAAUAUUCCUGGAGCAUCAAGAGUUUUGUUUAUAUUGCAUAUUGUUGGUUGACUGCAUGUCCAUUUUAUAAUCCCAUAUUCCUCUUGCACAUCAUAUCCUCGCUGUCUGACAGCUUCUGGCUGACUCAGGCCACAUCCAACCAUCCUUCUAUGUUUUACACUUCUAUUCCUGCUAUUUCCCAAUCAGUUUAACAAGAUAGGUUGUGUUCUAAAGACAGUUCCCUAUGUCCAGUUUGUUGAUUUCUUUCCUCUCUGUUUCUGGCUUCUUGAGCUCAAUCUCUCUGGAUCCUGUCCUCUCCUGUGUCCAGGAGCUGUUUCUUUGGCUGCUUAUGUUGUCUCUCUUCACUGAGGUGAGGCAGAGACAUGGUGUCCAGAAGGCAGCUGGGGUCCAGACUUUCUCCUGUAGUCUCAUCCCAGAAGAUGUCCCUCUCUGUGGGCCUUCUCACAAGUUUCAGUCUCUGGAUCCCUUCUCUAUUUGGACCUACAGGGACAAAUUAAAUGACCAAAUGAUGUUGGGGUCGAUCAGUAGACCACAUUCAGAUAUAUUUUGCUUGUUUAAAAUAAUAAUUUGGAGUCUUACCAUUAACUGUGUAGACAACCUUAUGUCUUCUCUGCUCUCUGGCAUGUCGGAGGUGAGCUCGCCGAUGGCGAAGAGCCUGUUGAGUGAGAGCUGUCUGGGCCUCCAGGAACCCUCCCUAGAAAGGCCACAGAGUCAUAACCAACCAGUGGUGGAAAGUAAUAAAGUACAUUUAAUCACUUACUGAGGUACUUUAUGCUUAUACUUCACUAUAUUUCAGAGGGGAAUACUGUACGUUUUAUGACUACAUUUAUUUGACAGAUGUAGUUACUCGUUCUUUAAAAAACAACAUAAAAAAAUACAAUGCAUUGUUUCAGAUUAAACCACUUGUACCCAA
Micropterus salmoides (largemouth bass) is the source of this 4965-nucleotide messenger RNA. RefSeq names its product adaptor related protein complex 5 subunit mu 1 (gene ap5m1). The record is from RefSeq and is a predicted model, not a curated record. Lineage: Eukaryota; Metazoa; Chordata; Actinopteri; Centrarchiformes; Centrarchidae. Bases 152 to 1624 code for a protein of 490 amino acids. Gene Ontology annotation, biological process: endosomal transport. The transcript has 8 exons. Gene Ontology annotation, cellular component: lysosome; AP-type membrane coat adaptor complex; late endosome.